AUGGUCGUCCGUCCGCGUCGGCCGCUCGUAUCGCUCGAAGCACAACUUCAGCAGCUCACGCUGUUUACCGACCUCGACGCGGACUCGGAAAACCUCGAACAGCUCGGCCCCAUCAUCAAAUCGCUCGACGAAGCGCGUCAACAAGAUGCAUUCCUUCGGCAUCUCAAAACGUUUGUUCGCUCCAAAGAUCGCGAGAUCGAAGCGGUCUGCGACGACAACCACUCCGAGUUUGUCGCUGCGGUCGACAAGCUGCUCAAGGUUCGCUCUGGUACAGUCACUUUGAAGCAUCGAAUCGGCGAGUUGAACGAAGAUCUGCAGGCAGGCGGAAGCUCGUUGGCCAACAAGAAACGACAGCUGCUCGAAACGCAGAGAACAGCAUCCAACGUCAAUGACGCGAUCUCUGCUGUCGAAGUGUGCUUGAGAGUGCUGGAUAUGGCGAAUCGAGUCGACGCAUUGAUCAGCGAGAAAAAGUACUUUGCUGCAUUGCGAAGCAUGGCCGAGCUCGAAACCAAAUUGCGCGGGCUGCUCGGACACGAGUUUACAAAGCACAUGAUGGAGGGCCUCCCGCAGAUGAAAGAGCAGGUCAAGAGUGCCGUGACGAGAGAGAUGAAGGAAUGGCUGUUCCAGGUGCGCGAAAAGUCACAAACCGUCGGUCAAAUGGCGCUGGAAGCUAUGGAACUAAGACAGAAGCGCUGGAGAGUCAAGUCGCAGCGUGAUCCGCUCUUGCGUCUGGCCAAGGUCAACAGUGCGAUCGAACUGGUGGUCAACGAGAGGACAGAGAGCAACUUUGUCGAUAACGACAAAGUCAGCGUGGAUUUCCGUCCGUUGUAUCAGUGCAUCCAUAUCUACGACGCGUUGGAUGCCAGGGAAGAACUGCAGACCAGCUACCAGGAGGAUCGACGUGCGCAGGCCAACCUGCUGCUCAACCAAGGCUUGACGUUUGAUACUGCCGGAACGGUUCCUGCGCUGUUGGAAGAGAUGGUUGGCUUUUUCCUAGUCGAGCACCACGUGAUCCAAACCACACCAGUGGGGUUCAGAGAAGAGUCUGAGGUGGAUGAUCUUUGGGAUACCAUGUGCAGCCGUGUGGUCGAGAUCGUCUCGCUCGCAUUGCGCGAUUGCAAAGAUACAAAGAUCUAUGUUUCCGCCAAAGCGUCGAUACAGACGUUCAUCCAGACGCUCGAAGGCUAUUCGUUCCCCGUUGCCAAACUCAAUGCUUUGCUUUUGACGCUGUUCGAGCGGUAUGCACAGCUGCUACGCGAUAGGUUCAGCCGGGAUUUCCAACAAGCGAUGCACGACACUCAACACGAACCGAUGGUCGUAUCCAACGCCGAAGAAUUGCAAAAGGUGCUCUCCGUGUGCUGGCUAAAACCUGGCGAUGACGCCAUGCUGCGCUCUUCCGGCUUUCCGCUGUCGUUGCCGUUUUCACAGACCUAUCCGCUGUGCUGUAUGGACAUGCGCAACCUCGUCGAUCAGUACUACAUCUUCAGCGAUGGAUUUCAGAACCACCGCGAGAUCGACGAGAUCCUGAAAAAGUCGUUGGACGAAUUGCUCAUCACGCAGGUCAGUACGGCGAUUCGCAAGAGUCUGGACAACACGAGGGCGAGUAUCAACCUGUCGCAAAUUGCGCAGAUCGUCGUCAAUGCCGAGCACUUUAAUCUGGCGUGUCUGGAGUUGGAGAAGCUGCUGACUGCGUUGCGAGCACCGCAUGGGCGCGGAGGCAAGAUGUCGUUAGAUGCGAGCCACCAUUUUACAGCGACAUUGAGAAUCGCCGAAGAUAAGAUCAACCAGGCGUUCGCUGCCAAGUUGGACCAGUUCCUCGGUUUGGCAGAGUACGAUUUUGCUCCCACUCCCGAAACGGCGCGUGUGCGGAGCAUGGGCAGAGCGACGCAUUCGGCGUGGUUGCAAGAUACGGUUGACUGGUUGAGGACUAUGAUGGAAUCAGUUCUCGUCCUGCUGCCCCCUGGUGUCAAGUCGAUCGUCUACACUGCAGCUUACCGCCACCUGUCCGGUAGCCUGUUGGAUCGACAUCUGUUGUCCGCCGAAACGACGCAAGUUAACGUUCAAGGUUGCGAGCUGCUGCUCGUCGACCUCAAUUUCCUCUCCAGCGCCGCAACGCAGGACGGUGUAGAUGCCAGCAUCUUUGACCCUGUCACACAAACGUUGCAGCUCGUCGUCCUGGACAAAGUGUCCGAAUACACCAUGUUGGUCCAAGGCGGAAAGGUAGCCAUCGAAGCAGGCGCAAGAUGGGCGCGCGUCGAUCCGAAAAAGCUCUUGAUGCUCUUAGACAAAUUCAUCAAAACCGCAGGCCCAAGGAGGACUGGUGGUACCCAGGCGCAAGCCGAAACCGCCGAGCUCACAAAAAGGCAGAGGGAAAAAGAAAUGCUUGCUAGAGCCAUCGCGUUGACGAACACAAGCAUCGCGCGGCCCUAG
Molecule: messenger RNA, 2430 nt
Organism: Mycosarcoma maydis (corn smut)
Lineage: Eukaryota; Fungi; Basidiomycota; Ustilaginomycetes; Ustilaginales
Product: Rab GTPase-binding exocyst subunit SEC15
Exons: 1
Coding region: 1-2430 (809 amino acids)
Biological process (GO): intracellular protein transport; exocytosis; Golgi to plasma membrane transport
Cellular component (GO): exocyst; membrane
Source: RefSeq, a predicted model, not a curated record